UUCAUUACAGGGUCUCGUACAAGGGCAUUCUCAGUUGCUGCACAUCAGCAUGGAAGAAGCUCCUCCAGGGAAGAAAAUGCAACCUGGUCAUGAUGAAGAAGCUGUUGUGGAUAUGGGCAAAAUUAGCUCUACUAUCAAUACAAACUUUGAGAAAGAAGAACUGGAGAGCCACAGAGCUGUAUAUAUUGGAGUUCACGUCCCGUUUGGAAAACAAGGCCGUCGACGGCAUAGACAUCGUGGGCACAGGCAUCACAGAAGAAAAAAAGAAAAAGAAACUGACCGAGAAGAUGGCCGAGAAUCUCCAUCAUAUGACACGCCAUCCCAACGAGUGCAGUUUAUCUUGGGUACUGAAGAUGAUGAUGAACACAUUCCUCAUGAUCUCUUCACUGAAAUGGAUGAACUUUGCUUCAGGGAUGGAGAAGAAUAUGAAUGGAAAGAAACAGCUAGGUGGCUAAAAUUUGAAGAGGAUGUUGAAGAUGGUGGGGAUCGAUGGAGCAAGCCUUAUGUAGCAACUCUGUCUCUGCACAGUCUCUUUGAACUGCGAAGCUGUAUUCUUAAUGGGACGGUCAUGUUGGACAUGAGAGCAAACACACUCGAUGAGAUAGCAGAUAUGGUUUUGGACAACAUGAUUGCCUCUGGCCAGCUGGAUGAAGCCAUAAGAGAGAAUGUGAGAGAGGCUCUUCUAAAAAGGCACCAUCAUCAGAACGAGAAGAAAUUCAGCAAUCGGAUCCCCUUGGUUCGAUCUUUUGCGGAUAUAGGCAAGAAACAUUCUGACCCUCACUUGCUUGAACGAAAUGGGGAAGGCCUCUCAGCCUCCCGCCACUCUUUGCGAACAGGUCUCUCUGCCUCAAAUACUUCCCUGAGAGGAGAAAACCGUUUGUCAGUUCUUCUCAAUUACCUUCUUCCUUCUUCAAGAGCUGGAACUCCGGCAUCCUCAAGGAGUACAACCCCUGUAACUACCCCUCAAAACACACCACCGUCUAGUCCUACCUGCAGCCACCCGCCAACCACAAGUGCCCAGCCAAGUCCACUUCAGGGCAAGGAAUUGCUGGUGUCACCUGCCAGUGGUGAUAUUCCUUCAGUAGUAAUCCACCCACCUGAGGAGGACUUAGAAGUGCAGGAAAGCCAGGAAAAGAAGACAGAGGAAAAUACUGGCAAAACACCAGGGCUACUGGCAUCUCCACAGUCAGCACCUGGAAAUUUAGAUACUGGGAAGAGUGGAGAUGCAAAAGGUACUGGGACGGGAGGAAGCAGAGAAAACAGUACGGUUGAUUUUAGUAAGGAGUCAGCCUCCUGGCACUGUAGUUGUGGCACACUUGGUGUGGGAAUCAAGAGGCCAUCUGUUGAUAUGAACUUCAUGAGGAAAAUUCCUUCAGGAGCAGAAGCAUCGAAUGUAUUAGUGGGAGAAGUAGAUUUUUUAGAAAGACCUAUUAUUGCUUUUGUGAGGCUCUCCCCUGCUGUGCUUCUCUCAGGUCUCACAGAGGUUCCGGUUCCUACACGGUUUUUGUUUUUGUUGCUGGGACCAGCAGGAAAAGCUCCACAAUACCAUGAAAUUGGAAGAUCAAUAGCAACACUUAUGACAGAUGAUGUUUUCCAUGAUGUUGCCUAUAAAGCAAAAGACAGAAAUGAUUUGUUGUCAGGAAUUGAUGAGUUUUUAGACCAAGUGACAGUCCUGCCUCCAGGUGAAUGGGAUCCAUCUAUACGAAUUGAGCCACCAAAAAGUGUUCCUUCCCAGGAGAAAAGGAAGGUACCUAAAUUUCCAAAUGGAUCUACUCCUACAGGAGAGCCUCUCAAAGAAGAAGGCCAUCAUGCUGGACCUGAACUUGAGAGAAGUGGAAGGCUUUUUGGUGGUUUGAUACUUGACAUCCAAAGGAAAGCACCUUUUUUCUUGAGUGACUUCAAGGAUGCAUUAAGCCUGCAGUGCCUGGCCUCGAUUCUUUUCCUAUACUGUGCCUGUAUGUCUCCUGUAAUCACUUUUGGAGGGCUCCUGGGAGAAGCUACACAAGGCAGAAUAAGUGCAAUAGAGUCUCUCUUUGGAGCCUCAUUAACUGGGAUUGCCUAUUCUCUCUUUGCUGGGCAACCUCUUACUAUUCUGGGGAGCACCGGACCAGUUCUAGUAUUUGAAAAAAUAUUAUUUAAAUUUUGCAGGGAUUAUGAUCUUUGCUACCUCUCCCUGAGAACUAGCAUUGGUCUGUGGACUGCAUUUUUAUGUAUAGUGCUUGUAGCCACAGACGCCAGCAGCCUUGUGUGUUACAUCACUCGAUUCACUGAGGAAGCUUUUGCAGCGCUUAUAUGCAUCAUAUUUAUUUAUGAGGCAUUGGAAAAGCUUUUUCAUUUGGGAGAAGUGUACGCCUUCAAUAUGCACAAUGAUUUGGAUAAACUGACUUUAUAUUCAUGUGUGUGUUCUGAGCCUGAGAACCCCAGCAAUGAAACUUUGGAGGUGUGGAGGGGUUUGAAUAAAUCUGUAGAAAACAUAGCAUGGAGUAACCUUACAGUUUCUGAUUGUUUAAAAUUUCAUGGUGUGUUUCGUGGAUCAGCUUGUGGCCAUCAUGGACCAUAUAUUCCAGAUGUUCUCUUCUGGUCUGUCAUAUUAUUCUUUACGACGUUCUUCCUCUCCUCUUUCCUUAAGCAAUUCAAGACCAAACGCUAUUUCCCAACUAAGGUGCGUUCUACCAUCAGUGACUUUGCAGUAUUUCUGACCAUAGUAAUCAUGGUUUUGAUUGACUAUCUUGUAGGGGUACCUUCUCCUAAGCUUCAAGUUCCAGAGAAAUUUGAACCCACCCAAAAAGACCGAGGGUGGUUCAUAGAUCCUCUUGGAAGCAAUCCUUGGUGGACAGUCUUGAUAGCUGCUAUUCCUGCUUUACUCUGUACCAUUCUCAUUUUCAUGGAUCAACAAAUAACAGCUGUAAUUAUAAACAGGAAAGAACAUAAGCUGAAGAAAGGCUGUGGUUAUCAUCUUGAUCUGCUCAUGGUUGGUGUUAUGUUGGGGAUAUGUUCUAUCAUGGGCUUACCGUGGUUUGUCGCUGCAACUGUUCUGUCUAUAAGUCAUGUUAACAGCCUGAAAGUUGAAUCUGAAUGCUCAGCACCAGGAGAGCAACCCAAGUUUUUGGGAAUCCGUGAGCAGCGAGUGACUGGAUUGAUGAUUUUUGUCCUGAUGGGGCUGUCAGUGUUCAUGACAUCCGUGUUAAAGUUUAUUCCAAUGCCAGUUUUGUAUGGUGUCUUUCUUUACAUGGGAGUAUCUUCAUUAAAAGGCAUUCAGUUUUUUGACCGUAUAAAACUGUUUGGAAUGCCUGCCAAGCAUCAACCUGACCUGAUUUAUCUGCGCUAUGUGCCACUCUGGAAGGUCCAUAUCUUUACAGUUGUUCAGCUCACUUGUCUAGUUCUGUUGUGGGUUAUUAAAGCCUCUGCAGCCGCUGUUGUUUUCCCUAUGAUGGUUCUAGCAUUAGUGUUCAUUCGCAAGCUCAUGGAUUUAUGUUUCACCAAAAGAGAGCUUAGCUGGCUUGAUGAUCUUAUGCCAGAAAGUAAAAAGAAGAAAGAAGAUGACAAAAAGAAAAAAGAGAAAGCAGAAGUAGAAAGAAUGCUUCAAACAGGGGACAGUGAAAGUGUACACCUUGCAUAUGGAGGAGCAAAUUUGGAUUUUCCUGUAAAAAGUAUAAAAUACAGCGUUGAUCCCUCAAUUGUAAACAUAUCAGACGAAAUGGCCAAAACUGCACAGUGGAAGGCUCUUGCCAUGAGUACUGAGAAUGCCAAAGUAACCAGAGCUAACCUGAGCCCUGAAAAACCAGAAAGUGUGAAAAUAAAUGUGGAAGAAUCACCCGUUGUGAAAUACGUGGAUGCUGAAACAUCUUUAUAGAACUGACCCAGUGGGAAUUGUGUGUAUUCAUGUGUGUAUAUACAUCACUGUAGGAUAUUACACCAUUGAAGUGUGAUUUCCAGUUUAAGAAGAGGCAUGUAUUUAAUUCUGCCAUUGUUUAGGGCACUGUAGAUAUGCUUGCAUAAUGAGAAGAUUUCCCUACGAGUAAGAUGAGUGGUAAUCACACUUCAGCUAUUUAUUUUAUUGGAAAUUUUAUUUUCAUUUUUAAAUAGGAAGAUUGUAAUCGAUCCGUACUAUUUUCAAUAAUCAAUAUGUGUAUAAAAGUUGAAUCAGCUUUUGCUGAUGAUUACUGGUCCACAUUGCUUACAGUUUUGCAAUACCUCUGUUUAUAAUGUGCGCUACAGAAGUUUUUUUCCGUGCAGGCAAUUACUGCUUGUUUUUGCAGGGUAUACUUUUUUUUGUGAUUUUAUAGAACAAAUAUUAAUGUGCUGUUGACAAGAACUACUGUGUUUUAUAUCUCCACUACAUGCUAGUGUUUUCUGGAUUCUGUCUCUUAUUUUACAGAAGUGGCCUAGAAGUCAGGUGGUUAUUUUCUCCUUAAAAUAUAUACAAAUGCCCUAUUCUGCUAUUUCUUUUUCUUUUUUCUUUUUUUUCUUUUUCAUUUUCUUUUAAAAUUCACCCUUGAGUUUUCAUUAUUGCCCAGUGGCAGCAGUAUAAGAGCAGUAAUUGUAGUUGCAGUCCCCGGUCAGUAUCUGCCAUUCUGGACACUCCAUGUUUACACAGUAUAAAUUGGAUUUACAAUUUUGCAAUUUGGUCUAUAGGAAGUUUUACAUACUUAACACACUAGUACUUCUGAAUUCUUUUGUUCCUGUUUUUACUUGCUUGUUGACUCUCAGCAUCUGAUUUACUCAGCAACUGAUUUACUCUAAGACUGAAACUUCAGAGUAUUUCAUGUCCUCAUCAAAUAUCUGUCUCAAUUAAUUUUAAAAUUUACUGUGUAUUUGAUUAAAUUAGCUGUAGUUUAAUUCUGUAAUAGGUUUAUGAUCAGUAUUAUUUUAUGGAUUACAAAUUGCUUGUGGUAUUUGUGUGUACAGUUCUGGUCCUCUCCAUUGUAGGGACAUAUGGUAGCACACCAACUUAUUUUUAAACAUUUUAUUUAUUUUAAUUAGUAUAAAUUUUUAUCACAUGAGAUGAAUAAAAGUAAAUAUUCAUUUAUUAAAGGAAAUGGGAAUUUUUGAGGUUCACUGAUAAAGAUGCAGUCAGUGUGUUUAUUGUACUUAUAUUUUCAAGUUCUAGUGUUUAGCAUUAUAAUAUUUGAAAUGAGAAUUUUAUGUAUAAAUGAAAAUCUUGAUCAAUUACCUGUGCAGUUUCCAUUAUUAAUAUUUUUUUGCCUUACAACUUAGCUUUUUUGCUUUCAUUUCUCAAAUUAUAUCUUUGUAUUCUGAAUUGUCACCAGCCCUUUCUGCAUGUACUGCAGUGGCUGUAAUUAGAAUCUGUGCUCAUUCAAAAUUAGAAAAUGCCAUUUGCUCAGUCCUGCUUUUGCCAAAGUUGGGAGUUCUACCAUGGGUCAUGAGGUAAAAUUCUCAAAUGCAAAAGGAGCCCAUUCUGGAGGAGGGCAGAGUUCAUUUGAAAAUAACACCUGAGGUGCAGUUUUGGUGCUCUUCAGCCAAGUGUUGCUUGGAGAAGAGAUGAUUUGUAUAUUACAAAAACAAAGCAAUCAGUGGGAAUUAAUAGAAACAUUUAAAAAUACCAUUUAAGCUACAUGGACUGUUAAUAAUUUCCUUCAAGUGAAAUGUAGUUAAAGUUUUUCUUUUAUCUUUUUUAUUUUUUUCACCUUUUUUCAUUUGGCUGAAUUCCUAGAAGACAGUUUAAAGAAAGUAAAUCAUAGUGUACAGCAGUACAAAUAAUGCUAUCCCAACUGCCCUCACAAAGGUUCAGGUCAGUGCCAAAGCAAGUGAGGUCACCAGCACGACUUAGUGCUAUGUUAAUGACCUGUAUAUAUGUUCCUUUAUUCUCAGAUAAUAGUGUAGCUUGUGCCUUAGCUUGAUUGUGUUCUUUCAGUAAAUACCCAUGUUUCCCCUUCUAGUCAAACUGAGUUACAGUGAAACUGUAGCAGAUGGUUUCCCAAAACUUUCUGCAUUAUUAAAAAAAAAUGAACCAACAAAACACAUCUGAACCUCAGUUGUUGACUACUGAGUAGCUCUUGCUGAAUCAAGGAGGGAAGAUAUUUUGGGCAGUUUACGUAGCAUUAUCCACAUUACAUUACUUUUGUAGUAGCCCUCCCAGUAGUAUUUUACAUUUCAUGUUCACAGUCCUGCAAUGAUCUCCAAAGACCCAAAAAGCUGUUACAAAACUCUUAGAUUUGUAACUCUUUAAUGCCAGAAGUCAGAGUUCCCUGGUGCUGCAUACCUUGUAUCUGGCUUCUAGUUCAGAAGUGUUAAGUUUUGGUCAAUAUUACAGGAAGUGGCUGUUUUUCAAGUCAAGUUGAAAGGAAACAAAACCAAAGCCCCAGAAGUCUAAUCACAGUAUUUAUUUAAUUGUAAUUGUGUAGAUGUUUUCAUCAGUGUCGGAAAUACCAUGACUUGCAAAGCAGUUGACAGGGACCUUUAGUUCCAGUGUUCUUGCUUGCACUUUUUUCCCAUAUGAAUGGAAGAUGAUCUGGUAUGAAGUGCUUAAAACCCCAUGGAUAAUCUGUGGUUAAGUGGUCCUCUGCUCCAUUUGCACCUUCUCUGCUUUGAAAUCAUACAUAGUAUUAAGUAAAAUGGCUAAGGAUCUAGUUUACUCUGUGUAGAUAAAUGUUUUGCCUUAAUGGAUGCAAAAGAGCAGUGAUAAUUGCUGUGCACUUAAAUAUUUCGUAGGGGUUAAGCCCUGUAAAAACUACACCAAUGUAUUUCCAUUCCAACAGUUUUAGGAAAAUCAGUGUCCCUGCACUUUUUGUAGAUGCCUUGGUUGCCUGGAUUGGAGCUGAAUUCUACUGUGUAUCUGGCUUCAGAGCCACCUCAGGAAGUCCCUCAAGUCUCUCCCCCCCCCCCCUUCUUUUUUCCUUUCCUUUUUUCUGUUUCUUUCUUUUCUUUUCCUAAUUUAUUUAUAAAUAUGAAUGUUUACAUAAAGCGUAGGUCUUAAAUUUUGACCACUCCAUUUAAAUUAUCAUCUAAAAUAUUUCACUUAAAACACAGUCUCAUGUUUAAAUUAUAUUCUGCAGAACUCCUUAUUAGUAUUUUCAUAUGUAUUGCAAUGACAUGCUUUUCAUUCUGUUUACGAAUGCCCAAAUUAAUUACAGUUUCUUCCUAGAUUCAUUUUGCAGCUGUAACAUUCAGUGAAAUGUUCCCAAUUGCCAAGUUUGUCAUCAUAAAACCUGUUAGGGUCAAAGUUGGUGCCCUAGCAGGGGUUUUCCAACCAAAGGUCUUGGCUGUUUUUUCCACGUUUUAAUGAAAGUUCUCCCAUAACUUAACCGUUUUGCUUUACCUGCUUCUGUCUGGAUGUGGUGGCUUCCUGCUCCGGGCCCUUGGCAGGGGCGGGUUCGCGGGGCGGUGACGUGUGCCUGUCACAAACAGGUGUGAUGCCACGGAGCUUGCACCGUUUUAAAGGGUUGUCCUGUACAUACGGUCUGUACAUCCUAAGGUAAAUGGUUCAUGGUUUUCAGUUCACAAACAUAGUCUGUUUAGAUGAGCACUCCAUGAUUUUAGUUUUCUUUUUGCUUUCUACGAUUAGUAAUGUUUUAAUUACUCAUCUAGGUCGAAUUAAGUAUCAAGUGCAGUACAAAUACGGUGUGGAAUACUUUGUUUAUACCAACAGUAAUUUAUUUUAUGGCAAAUGUUAAGACUAGAGGCACACAGCUUUGAGGCGGUGUAAACGUAGUGCUAUAAAUAAAGCAAAUUGCUUAGUAAUUUUAAGUCAGUUUCCUUUCGUAAUGUUUUUUUCUGUGAAAACUUACGGGACUUCAUAGUUGGUAUUGAAGUUAAAAGACACUUUCAUACUGAAUCUAGAGCCUGUUGACUUUUUUUUAAUAUUUCAUAAGUUUGAAAAUCAGUGCUUUUCUAAAUGAUUUUACUGGCAAGACACGUAAUUCAUAGUCUUUUUCUCCUGCCGCUGAUGCUCCUGUGCAGAGGUGUCUUCCUGGGUUCCGCCCCCGCAGCCGCCCUGCCGCUCCGGUUUUCACACUGAUGAUCUGAAAUGCGAUUUCAUACUGUACGGUUCGAAUUUUUUUAUGACUGCUUUUCUAAUUACAGUGACCUUUUCUUACUGUCUUAACAAAAUUCAAAGCGAAUUGGAAGCGUUUUUCCAGACGCAGGAAGGCACAACUCUCGGGUUUUGUCUGUAACCGGAAAGCUCCAGGCCUCCGCUGUUCUGGUCACUGCUGGAGCAGAACGUAUCUCUUGUAACGUUUCGGAAAGUUGGUAAAAGCAAUAAAAACAACCCUCCUGAACUCUUG
Apus apus (common swift) is the source of this 8246-nucleotide messenger RNA. RefSeq names its product solute carrier family 4 member 7 (gene SLC4A7). Gene Ontology annotation, cellular component: basolateral plasma membrane; plasma membrane; apical plasma membrane. The transcript has 27 exons. The record is from RefSeq and is a predicted model, not a curated record. Bases 50 to 3853 code for a protein of 1267 amino acids. Gene Ontology annotation, biological process: transmembrane transport; regulation of intracellular pH; bicarbonate transport. Gene Ontology annotation, molecular function: monoatomic anion transmembrane transporter activity; solute:inorganic anion antiporter activity; sodium:bicarbonate symporter activity. Lineage: Eukaryota; Metazoa; Chordata; Aves; Apodiformes; Apodidae.